ACAGACACCUACUCUUCUUCUCGCCUCGUGUUUUCCAUCUGAUUCUCAGUUUCUCCGUCCGAUUCUCGUCUCCCAUCGGAAUUCGGAGUUCUUCUGAUCUGUCAGUCAUCAAUGGCAGCAAUGUCAGGGAAGAUUGUUCAAAAUGUUUGUUUAGCACAGUGCUCCCAACAAAAUAGGCAGUUCCGAACCCAAUACCAAAGGGACAGUUGUGCCCCUUAUACGCGCACCUUGCUUCCCUUUCAUGGGGGGAAGUUGGCAUGGACUGGCAUCUCUUCCAUGCAAGUUCACACCUUAUCAAAGUACCAGAGUGCUUUUGUUAAUCAUGGUCAUGGAACUGUUUACUGCAAUGCUGUUCCAUCUGCAACUGCAAUAUCGUCUCUUGACAAAGUUGAUUUUCUGAAGCUUCAGAAUGGCAGUGAUAUUCGAGGUGUGGCUGUUGCUGGUGUUGAGGGAGAACCUAUAAACCUUACAGAGCCAGUUGCUGAAGCAAUAGCUGCAGCUUUUGCUGCAUGGUUAUCGAAAAAGAAAAAGGCUGAUACUCCUCGACGUUUGAGAGUUUCCAUUGGUCAUGAUUCUCGUAUAUCAGCACAAACUUUACAGGAUGCAGUUUCCCGAGGCAUUACUCGUGCAGGACUUGAUGUUAUUCAAUAUGGUUUAGCAUCUACACCAGCAAUGUUUAAUAGCACACUUACCAAAGAUGAGACAUUUUUAUGUCCAGCCGAUGGGGCUAUAAUGAUAACAGCUAGUCAUCUUCCUUACAACAGGAAUGGAUUCAAAUUCUUCACAAGUGCUGGAGGUCUCGGAAAAGCUGAAAUUAAAGAAAUCUUAGAACGUGCUGCAGAUGUAUACAAAAGGUCUGCAGCUGAAGGAUCUUUGGAUGGGAAAGUUUCUUCAUCAGUUAAAAAAAUUGAUUACAUGACUCUAUAUACAUCUGAUCUUGUAAAGGCUGUCCGCAAAGCUGCUGGAAAUAUAGAGAAGCCGUUGGAUGGUUUCCACAUUAUUGUUGAUGCAGGAAAUGGAGCAGGAGGAUUUUUUGCUGCCAAGGUGCUUGAGCCUCUAGGAGCUAUUACUACUGGUAGUCAGUUCUUGGAGCCAGAUGGAAUGUUUCCAAAUCAUAUUCCCAACCCAGAGGAUAAGGUUGCAAUGAAAGCCAUUACGAAGGCAGUUCUUGAUAACAAGGCUGAUUUAGGGAUCAUCUUUGAUACAGAUGUUGACAGGUCUGCCGCUGUGGACUCUUCUGGUCGUGAGUUCAAUAGGAAUCGUUUGAUUGCUUUAAUAUCUGCGAUUGUUCUUGAGGAACAUCCAGGAACAACCGUUGUCACAGACAGUGUCACUUCAGAUGGGCUUACUUCCUUCAUUGAAAAGAAUCUUGGGGGGAAACACCGUAGGUUCAAAAGAGGCUACAAAAAUGUCAUUGAUGAGGCUAUUCGAUUGGUAAGUCAUUGUCUCACUGUUGAUAAUAUGCUCUUAGACUCCAUCCAUCCAAGCAGGAACUGUUUACAGAACUCUGUUGGAGAAGAAUCAUAUCUGGCCAUUGAAACCAGUGGCCAUGGAGCUCUCAAGGAGAACCACUGGCUUGAUGAUGGAGCAUACCUGAUGGUCAAACUCCUAAACAAACUAGCUUCAGCUAGGGCUUCUGGAAGAAGUGAUGGCAGCAAAGUUCUAACUGAUCUGGUUGAGGGUCUGGAGGAACCAGCUGUUGCUGUGGAACUGCGAUUAAAGAUUAAUCAGAGUCAUCCAGAUCUUAAAGGAGGAUCUUUCCGGGAUUAUGGGGAAGCAGUGCUGGAACACUUAGAGAACUCUGUAAAUUCAAAUCCAAAGCUUCAGAAAGCCCCUGUAAACUAUGAAGGAGUUCGAGUUUCUGGAUUUGGAGGGUGGUUCCUUCUUAGACUUUCACUUCAUGAUCCUGUUCUUCCUCUUAAUAUUGAGGCACCAAGCAAUGAUGAUGCUGUGAAACUUGCACUCACCGUGGCUGCUGCUGUUAAAGGGUUCCAUGCCUUGGACACAUCUGCAUUAGACAAAUUUGUCCAAGCACCAUAAGCCAAACCUCUUUCAGCUUUGAUGUUCCAUCUUCCACUGCAAGAUCAGUGCCUUCAAUGCUUGAUGGUUGAAUCUGCUGCUGUAAUAAUGGUGGUUUGAGACCAUAGAAAACUUUAUAUGCCCAGUAAAGUCAGACCAUAAUAGUGGCCGAUGAACCGAUCAAACAAUACCCAGUUUUGCAGUUUCUGAAUUAUAGUUACUAUCCAAAGACAUUCUGAAUAAAAUAGCAUUGAUCAA
Messenger RNA from Rubroshorea leprosula, 2277 nucleotides. The record is from the annotation of a GenBank genome assembly. NCBI's taxonomy places the organism in Eukaryota, Viridiplantae, Streptophyta, Magnoliopsida, Malvales, Dipterocarpaceae.